GCUUUGAACCAGCGUCGAGAACACAGGUUGAGGGUUCGUGAUUUGUCGUGGCCGAGUUGGAUUUUGUUUUUCCUACUUUUUGCAUUGCAAUUUUCUCGAGGGCUUGUUUAUCGUCUGGAGCGUUCCUGUGGAGCUCUUUAUUCGUCUUUCAAUAAUACCGGCGUCUUGUCAUGCCUCCACGGCGAAAACGUUCUCGAGCUGAACAUUCGGACGAAAAUGGCCAUGAGGACACCAAUGAGGAGCCAAUCACUCCCGAUAGCUCCGCGAUAGAUCCACCAUCCAAUGGUGACCGCGUCUCACCAGCACCCGCCGAGCAGCCUACAGCAUCUCCAACCACCUCCCCCCACACCUCACCUCAACAAGUCCAAACAGAAUCACAAGCACCGAGCACCACACCUCGAAAGAGAGGUCGGCCACGAAAACAGAGCGUAACGGAACCUGAGGACAAAAAGGACCCUGAACCGGAUAUCGAUGACUUGUACGAUGUUUUGGAAAAGUUGUUGGUAGUUCUCUCGAGUGAGGACGAAGAAGGCUACUUUUCCCGCCCUGUCAACGUCGAGGCCGACUCAAAGUACCUCGAACUCGUCAAAAAGCCCAUGGACUUUGGAACAAUGGAACAGAAACUCGCUGAACGGUCCUAUCGUGCUUUAUGCGAGUUCCAGGAUGACUUUGAUCUAGUCAUGAAGAAUGCAAUGUCAUAUCACCCUGCCAAUGACGACAUUCAUCAAUUGGCUUUACGGUUAUGGAAAUUCGGCACACGGCUGAUUAAUAGUCAGUAUGAGCGGUUUCCAAAACAUUUGACGGUUGAGCCCGAUGAUUCACCUUACUUCAAGACGACGAGGAGCAAGGCGAAAGCUGCGGAGGUGAAAGAGCGGGUUUUCCGUCCUCAGAAAUAUUCAUUAUGUCAGCGCGGACCAGACGGCACAUUUUUCUUUUCCAGUGCACAGACCAAGCCAUUGGACGAUAUACAACUGGUUGAGGAUGUUGGCAAAGUCAAUAUCAUACCCUCGUACUCUGAAGAUCAAACACAAGUACCUCCGUUAAAGUCGUUGGUGCACCCUUCUUUGAUUGCUGGGCGGACCCUGUCCAAAAGCCGGCACAAACGGAAUGAGCCUGCGCCAGUUGAAUUUGUGGAAUACGGUCCGUAUUACACUUUUGCUCCCAUGGUCGACACAUCCAAAGCCACGCUGUCCCAAGCCGAGUCCGUGAAAUACCUAAAGCCGGGUCAAGUUGUUAUACUGGAACCCGAAGGCGAUGCGAACGAGCCACCUGUACCAGAGGUAGCGCGGAUAUAUAGAGGAGAUGAGUUGGAGGCGACAAAUGGGGAUGGGACGGGCUCGACAGUGGAAGUUCGCGUUGAUAAUCUCGAAGGCAUAGAAAAACUGGUUGAUCAAGCUCGAUUGGAUGCGGAAGGCAAACGGAUACUUGAAGAUGAAGGCGUAGAUCUCGAGGCUGUUUUGUCUGUUCAGGAUUUGUUAAAGGAAGCUCAGGAGGGAGAAUCAGAUCAAGGAGAUCAGGAGAAGGGGUUGGACAAGAUGUCGCUGGAGGAUAUUUUGGCAUUAAAUAAGGACCUUUUGGCCGAAUUGGAAGCGAUGCAGGAAGAACGGUUUGAGGAAGGGAGUGGAGAGAUUUCAACGGAGGAACUGAGUAUAGCCAAACGGCUUUUCUGGAAUCUCCAUCACCUCGCCUCCCUCUCCCUCCCAGCCCACCUCCUCCCCAAGUCACUCAUCUCCUCGUACAUGUCCCGUCUCCGCAAAUAUGACCCAGCAUUCAAGGGCACCCUCCCACCGCGCAAACAGUACAUUUACCCGUCCAAUCUGGGCGGCAGAACCGCGUUCCCCACUAACGCAGGUACUAUCCCACCGCAUGCGGCUGCAAAAGAUUAUGUGCCCCCGCGAUCCAAGGUGCUACCCACUAGUUUUGGUGGGCCGAGUUCCGGUCCAGGUGUCGCUACAUCCUCAGUCAUGAUGACAUCGUUGGAAACUAGUUUACCGCCGCUUGGCACUCCAUUGCCACCCCUUAGUUCCAACCCGUACCUUCAAAACCUAAAACUUGGCACUUCGACUGGCACACCGUCGACAUUUGCGGGCAUGGGAGUCUCAACACCAGGUGGAUUGGUCGGUACGACGCCCCUGACCAGCCUUCCCACGUCAAGUUUGUCCACUUUGGGUAUGCCAUAUUCGAGUUUGGCUGGAUUGAAUCUCUCAUCUUUGGCUACGUUGAAUACGUCUCUUCCCAUGUCCAUGACCCCUGGGUACCCAUCUCCCCACGUGGCAACAACAUCUGUCUUGGGGACGCCGGGAGCCGCGUUGGGAAGUCCGUCGAUGGCGAGUCAAAUGAUGACAUUUAGAGGCGGGAUGAUGCCCGGUUUGAAAAAGAAUGGUGCCUGGAAGUUUUCCUAAUUUGGUACUACACUAGGUUUUUUGGGAUGGGUGCUCUUGUUUUUUGGCCUGUCUUGAAUAUACAAAGGGUUUAUCUAUUGUCAUCCAUGUGCUGCUUUGGCAUCUUCUGUUGAACAGCUCUGUAAAAAAAAU
Molecule: messenger RNA, 2534 nt
Organism: Spizellomyces punctatus DAOM BR117
Lineage: Eukaryota; Fungi; Chytridiomycota; Chytridiomycetes; Spizellomycetales; Spizellomycetaceae
Exons: 9
Coding region: 171-2402 (743 amino acids)
Molecular function (GO): protein binding
Source: RefSeq, a predicted model, not a curated record